Molecule: messenger RNA, 669 nt
Organism: Letharia columbiana
Lineage: Eukaryota; Fungi; Ascomycota; Lecanoromycetes; Lecanorales; Parmeliaceae
Exons: 1
Coding region: 1-669 (222 amino acids)
Source: RefSeq, a predicted model, not a curated record
AUGCCUCUCAAAGAUGAUGAUGACAUAGCACCACCAGUGCCGGCAAGUAUACGAGCCGGAAGGGUACCUCCUCCCUCCAGCCAAGGAAUUUUCUUCCUGACUGGCGCACUCGCCGGCGCAACCACAAUACCAAUUGAAAGCCUCUGGCAACGUCUCGUCCUUAGAGCACCUGGAUCCCUACCACUUUUGGCGUGGACUCCUAUAUACCGAGGCGGUGUCCGCUUCUGGGCCUUCGACCUCGCCCGCUAUCAUGUCGAGCGUCUUCCCAUACCUGUCGCGAUCAAAGGCGGGCUUUCAGGUGCUGCUGGAGGGUUGGCAGAAGUAUGCGUGCAGUCGCUGUUCAGGAACAAGUUGCCAGAUAUGGCGAGCCUGACGAGCCAGUCUGGCAAACUGUUCUGCUGCUUUGGCACCUACACCUUCCUAUCUACGACGCUUUCUCCGGAGCAGCUACCCCCGAAGCCGUUUUGGUAUUGCUGGCUUAUAGGGGCAACGGCUGGAGGCUUGGGAAGUGGGGUCAUUGCGAGGGCAGAAGGGGUCACAGGGUCUGCUUUAUGGAGGGUUGCGGUUCCAAAGGGAGCCCUGACUAUUGGGACGGUGAUUGCUGUGCAGGUGACGACUUGUGCGGUCAUUCUGCCGUACAAUCGGUUCAUCCCCAAUGGAAGGCUCUGA